CUUUAUACGAGGGUUUCUUAUUUGCCCGUCCGCUGUCUCCCUAGAGAGUUGUGAACUGAGCAAUCGAACGUCUCAGAGAUUCGAAUUCGCCAUAGAACUUCAAUCGAUCACGAAGCAUGGAAGGAGGAGGCGGCGGCGGCAGCGAGGAGCUCAGUAUGGAAGAGCUCGCUUCGAAUCUCUCAACAUACAGAGAACAGCUUCAACAGGUCAGGAAGCUUUUGGAUGAUGACCCUGGAAAUGUUGAAUAUGCAGACAUGGAAAAGGAGCUUGUGGAGGUGAUUGCUUUGACAGAAGAACUCUUGGCCACUGCAAAGAAAAAUGAGAGUUCUGCAAUGGAUUUGGGAACCACAGUUGAUGGCUAUGAAUCUCCUAGUCUGCACCAUGUGGUGGGUACCUCUCCGCAUGAUAUGGGACCGAGCAACAUGGCUGACCUUUCUGACAAAUUUCCUGUUGGCACCAAAGUUCAGUCUGUUUGGAGUGAAGAUGGGGAGUGGUACAAUGCGACAGUUGAGGCACUUACACCAAAUGGUUAUUUUGUUUCCUAUGAUGGGUGGGGUAAUGGGGAAGAGGUGGAUCCUGCCAAUGUUAGGCUAAUCGAAGAAGCUGAAGUCAAUGCUUUGCUGGAGGCUGAGAAGGAAGCAGAGGCUACCAGACAAGCCAUCAAGCGGAAGAUUGCACAAGCUGCUGCUUCAGAUUUCCAGUCACGAAGUUUACCUGCAAAGCUACGAAUAGAUCCUAAUGACCCUGAAGAUGUGAAAGCUACCAAACGCAAGAAGAUACAUGCUUUUAAGUCAAAGGUGCGACAGGAGCAACUUGAAGUUGCUCAAAAUAAAAAACAAAAUGCUUGGCAGCAAUUUCAGACAACCAAAGGUCGUGCCAAGAAGAUCGGUUUCUUCUCGGGGCGCAAGCGAGAGAGCAUCUUUAAGUCGCCUGAUGAUCCACAUGGGAAGGUUGGUGUGACUGGAAGUGGGAAAGGUUUGACAGAGUUUCAGAAGAGGGAAAAGCAUUUGCAUCUCAAGGGGGUAAAUGCUGAGACUGGCGAUGAUUAGAUAAUUAGUUGUUCCAGAGUUUCCUCCUGCACGUGGGUUUUUCUGUAUCAGCUUUUUUAGUAUCAUUGCACCGGCAGGAUAGGAUGGUAGGGACUACUAAAAUUGCAUAGUAAACCAUGGAAUGAUUACUCGACUUAGGAAGUAAAUUUCUAAAAUAACAAAUUAAUUUUUGGUUUC
Messenger RNA from Diospyros lotus (date-plum), 1226 nucleotides. RefSeq lists its product as uncharacterized. NCBI's taxonomy places the organism in Eukaryota, Viridiplantae, Streptophyta, Magnoliopsida, Ericales, Ebenaceae. The record is from RefSeq and is a predicted model, not a curated record. Gene Ontology annotation, molecular function: RNA binding. Gene Ontology annotation, cellular component: nucleus; cytoplasm. Gene Ontology annotation, biological process: mRNA processing. Bases 117 to 1049 code for a protein of 310 amino acids. The transcript is spliced from 8 exons.